AUGACGACAGAACCAGGUGAGCCGCAGGAGGCGGGGCCUAAAGAGGCGGAGUCUUUCCCCGAAGCUGCUGCUCACUCCACUCCCAAACUGGGAGUGGAAGGCCCGCCCCACAACCAAGUGCAAAGCUCAUUGGCCGAGGACUCGACCAGUUACCUGUCAUCCAGCAGCCGGAUCGCUCGCUCGCCUGCCAGAAACCCGCUGAGCUUUAGGACCAUGCAGACCACCGUGACCCUGCUGGACGGCUCGCUGUUCACCUGCACUGUGGAGAAACGAGCUCGCGGUUCGUUGCUUUUUGAGAAAGUUUGUGAACACGUGAAUCUGCUGGAGAGAGAUUACUUCUCCCUGAGCUUCAGAGACGCUGAUAACAACAAGAACUGGUUGGAUCGGGGGAAGGAGAUGAAGAAGCAGGUCAGAGGUGUUCCCUGGAACUUCUCCUUUAAUGUCAAGUUUUACCCUCCUAACCCCGCCCUCCUCUCUGAGGACAUCACCAGGUACUUCCUGUGUCUCCAGCUCAGACAGGAUAUAGUUUCUGGUCGACUUCCUUGUUCAUUUGCUACUCACACCAUCCUCGGCUCGUACACCGUCCAAUCAGAGCUCGGAGACUACGACCAAGAUGAAUGUGCUUCGGACUACAUCAGCGAACUGAGUUUCGCUCCAAACCAAACUAAAGAAAUGGAGGAAAAGAUCACGGAGAUGCACAAAACCUACAGAGGAAUGAGUCCAGCUGAGGCCGAGAUGCACUUCCUGGAAAACGUCAAGAAGCUUUCUAUGUAUGGAGUCGACCUUCAUCACGCUAAGAUGGUAGGAAGCCGCUUUGACUGCUUGUCUUCAGCUCAGUCAGAGGACUCGGAGGGCGUGGCCAUCAUGCUGGGCGUGUGCAGCAGCGGGUUGCUGGUCUACAGGGACCGGCUCAGGAUCAACAGAUUUUCGUGGCCAAAGAUUCUGAAGAUUUCGUACAAGAGGAACAACUUCUACAUAAAGAUCCGACCCGGAGAGUUCGACCAGUUUGAGUCUACGAUCGGUUUCAAGCUGCUGAAUCACAGAUCAGCAAAGAGACUCUGGAAGGUGUGUGUGGAGCAUCACUCCUUCUUCAGGCUGGUGUCUCCAGAAGAACCACCAAAGCGGUUCCUGUCUCUGGGUUCAAAGUUCCGGUACAGUGGUCGGACUCAGAUCCAGAGCCGCAGAGCUAGCGCCCAGAUCUCCAGACCGGCACCAAACUUCCCAAGAUGCAUCAGCAAGAGGAGUCUACUCAGCCGCAGCCUGGAUGGAGCUUCCAGGGCCACUCCCACCUCCUCUCUGAUUGGCUCUCCAGCCAUCACAGUGGCCCCCAAAGUUAAUGGUGGCCCGCGGACAGAUAUGGGCACAGGUCUGUAUGGAGCAUCGAAGGCCAUAGCUGUCAGUGACCUCAUCACCACGGUAACACCUGAGAGGAGGACUGAGGCAGUUGAGGAAGUGUUGAUGGUGGAGGAGAAGGUGCAGGAAAGGAUGGAGGAGGAGACACAGCAGCAGCAGGAGGAGGAGGAGGAGGAGGAGGAGGAAGAGGAGGAGGAAGAGGAGGAGACCAGAGCGACAGAGAUUUCUCCUCCAACUCCUCAGAAACACGACACCAAGACUGAGCUGACGGACACGGCUGUGGAUGGAGACCUGACCGAGUCUGAUCAGGAUGAAGAUUUGAAAACUCAGGAGACGUUGGGGAGUCCUGAAGACGAGCAGAAACCUCUGAGCAGUAUCAGCGCUCUCAGACGCUCCUUCUUAGAAGGAGGAGGAGAAACAGGAGGGAUGACAGAGUGGGAGAAACGUCUUGCCUCCUCACCGUUACGACGAAUCGACGACUCCCCGAUGAUCGAACCCCUGGAACCAGACGAGCCUUCAUUUGAUGAAAUGUCUCCUGAGUCUCCGCUGAAGUCACAAGAACAAAAAACCUUCAGAGAACACAACCUGCUGAAGAUGUCGGAGAAGGUGGAGACGCUCUUCCUCACGACCGAGUCACAUGAUCAGGACCAGCCAAUAGCGGACCAGCCUCAGGUAGAAGUGACGAGAAAGACUCUGACGUACGAGACUCCCGGGGGUCAUUUGGACUCUGACCCUCCUGCCGGACUCCUGCUGAGCUCUCAGACCUUCACUGCAGAAACCGCCAACACCACCACCACCACACACAUCACCAAGACCGUCAAAGGAGGAGUUGCAGAAACCAGAAUCGAGAAGAGAAUCGUGAUUUCUGGAGAUGCAGAAAUUGACCACGACCAGGCGCUGGCAGCGGCGCUCAGCGAGGCGCGGCGGCAGCAUCCCGAGCUGUCUGUCACGCGGGUCGUUGUCCAUAAAGAAACGGAGGUCUCUCCUGAUCAUGUGAUUGAUUAA
Molecule: messenger RNA, 2358 nt
Organism: Scomber scombrus (Atlantic mackerel)
Lineage: Eukaryota; Metazoa; Chordata; Actinopteri; Scombriformes; Scombridae
Product: protein 4.1-like
Exons: 24
Coding region: 1-2358 (785 amino acids)
Biological process (GO): cortical actin cytoskeleton organization
Cellular component (GO): plasma membrane; cytoskeleton
Molecular function (GO): actin binding; structural molecule activity
Source: RefSeq, a predicted model, not a curated record